AUAUACUAGUUAAUCAAUGAACUGUUGUGUAUCAAUCAGUACCAAGGUCGUCACUCAACUGGACCGCACAUGUAUGUGGGUCUUGCGUACAAGAGAUCUAACAAAAUGACGCGUGUUUAUUUCGUAUUAUUAAUUUUAAGCGGAAGUGCGGUGUUUCAGUCUGUGCAUGCAGCCAGGAUGCUGUGCAUAUACCCGGUGCCGUUCCACAGCCACCAGACGGUGUUCCAUGCAAUGACGGAAGCACUGGCGGCCGAGGGACACGAGCUAGUGGUCCUCACACCACUACCACACAAGAAACCAAUACCAAACGUCACAGAAAUAGAUGUUCAUGACAUUUCAUAUAAACUUUGGGAGGACAAGUACGGUGAAUAUCAAAAAACCCACGAGUUUACUGCUGAUCCAGUCACGUUUUGGGAAGACGCGGUGACUCCAAUCAUACAUAGCGUCGUGGACGCACAGAUGAGCUCACCAGGAAUGCAGGCACUCAUCAACGAUCAGAACCAGCAUUUUGAUGUGAUAUUAGCGGAAGCUCCCGCCCCGCUCAGCAUCAUGAUCGCAGCGAGGUUCGACGCUCCUAUUAUUUUAGUGAGUUCAUUCUUCGGAAGCGACGACAAUUUCCUCACAAUCGGGGCACCGAUUCAUCCUAUUUACUUUCCGGAGUAUAAUAUGCAAAAAGUCGGGAAUAUGUCUUUCUGGGAAAGAGUGAAGCAAAUAUACACAACAUUGCGACUGAGAUGGAUGGAGAGGGUACUUAAAGACAAAGAAAAUGCAAUGAUAAGAAAACAUUUUGGAAAUGACGCACCUACAAUUACGGAACUUAAGAAAAGAGUUGAAAUGUUAUUUGUAAAUGUACAUCCUAUUUGGGAUAACAACCGACCUGUUCCUCCAUCUGUAGUAUACAUGGGAGCACUUCAUUUAAGGGAUCCGAAACCAAUUCCUAAAGAUCUUCAAUCGUACUUGGAUGCUUCCAAAAAUGGUGUUGUUUACAUGAGCUUAGGGUCUAAGAUCAGGUUCUCAGAUCUUCCAGAAGGCACAAUGCAGGUAUUUCUGAACGUGUUCGCAUCUCUUCCCUACGAUGUGUUGAUAAAGUGGAAUGGAGGAGAGCUCAAGAACAAACCUGCUAACGUAAGAUUGGAGAAGUGGCUGCCACAAAAUGACAUGCUCCAUCAUCCCAAAAUCAAGGUAUUUCUAAUGCAAGGAGGUCUGCAGUCGACUGACGAGGCAAUAGCAGCAAAUGUGCCAUUGAUAGGUUUUCCGGUGUUCGGGGAUCAGUUUUAUAACGCCCAGAUGUUUAUGAAGCUUGAUAUCGGCAGACAAUUGGAUAUCAAAACAAUAAAUGAACAAGACCUGCGACAAGCCAUUCUGGAUGUUGCUGAAAAUGAAAGGUACCGUCGCAACAUCGCAUCGCUGUCGCUGGUGCUGCAGGAGCAGCGGGCGGGCGGGCUGCAGCGCGCGGUGCGCGGCGCGGCGCGCGUGGCGGCGCGUGCGGCGCGGCCCCUGCGCUCGCCGCUGGCUGACGCUUCGCUCGCGCAGACCCUCAUGCUGGACGUGCUGGUGGCGGUGGCGACGGGCGCGGUGGUCACCACUGUCGGCACCGCCGUGCUAGCCCUCCUGCUGUACAGAGCUGUCAGGAGAGCUGUUGGCACACAGCCAAAACUUAAGUCUAAGUAGAUGUGGGUUGAAUAAUAUUGAUAAUUAAGUAAAUAAUAGAUGUAUAUUUUUGUAAAUAAAAUUAUUUAGUUCU
This is a messenger RNA of Plutella xylostella (diamondback moth), 1744 nucleotides long. Lineage: Eukaryota; Metazoa; Arthropoda; Insecta; Lepidoptera; Plutellidae. The record is from RefSeq and is a predicted model, not a curated record.